AUGCGAGACAGGCUCCUCGGGGGCGGAGGCCCAGACCUCCCGCACCUGGGCCUCGGGCUGGCGGGCUUCGCGGCGGCGGUGGCGGCGGCGACGCUGCUCAUCCGGAGCCCGGCGGCGUCCAGGACGGUCAUCACGCCGUCGCCGGGGCGCGACCGGCGCAAGACGGCGCGGUCGCCGCGGUGGACGGUGUUGCCGCGGCUGUCGACGCUGGCGCGGGACGAGCUGCCGUACCCGCCGGACGUGUUCCCGGGCGCGCGGGACGUGGACACGCCGUACGGGAACCUGCGGGUGUACGAGUGGGGGCCCGAGGACGCGGCGGAGAGGGUGCUGCUGCUGCACGGGAUCGGGACGCCGUGUCUGGCGCUCGGGGGCGUCGCGGGGGAGUUUGUGAGGCGGGGGUGGAGGGUGAUGACCUUUGGUGAGUUGCUCGCCCUUUCUUCUCAGAAACAUGUGCUGAAUGCUGGAUGGGCAGACUUCUUUGGGAGGGGGUACUCUGACGCGCCGACGGAUCUGCCGUACGACUCGCGGCUGUACACGACGCAGAUCCUCCUGGCGCUGGCGUCGUCGCCGCUGCGCGGGUGGACGGGCGACGACGCGUUCCACCUGCUGGGGUACUCUUUGGGCGGCGCCGUCGCGGCGGCGUUUGCGGCGAGCAGCCCGCACCUCGUGCGCAGCCUGACGCUGGUCGCGCCGGGCGGGCUGAUCCGCUCGGCGGCGCACGUGGGCUGGCGCAGCCGGUUUCUGUACAACUCGCCGCUGCUGCCGGAGGGGUUGAGGAGGUGGGUUGUCGGGCGGCGGCUGGCGCCGGCGAAGAGGGCGGGGGAUGUGCCGGAGGCGGAGGCCGUGGACGGCGUGGAGCCGGAGGAGGAGGCUGGGUGGGAUGAGCUGCGGCUUGUGGGCGGGGGGCGGAUCGGGGAGGUUGUGGGGUGGCAGCUGGCGGCGCACGAGGGGUUUGUGGGGAGUUAUGUGUCGACUAUACGGGAGGCGCCGGUGUAUGAUCGCGCGGACGAGGAGUGGCGGGUGCUGGCGAAGGUGUUGGAGGCGCGGAGGGAGGAGGGGGAUGUGGCCGGGGCCGGGUUGAGGAAGGGGAGGGUGUUGUUCGUGCUCGGGGAGCGGGACGAGAUUGUGGUGCCUGGGGAGACGGUGUGGGAUGCGCGGAGGGUGUUGGGGGAGGACGCGGUGGAGGUGUUGGUGCUGAAGGCGGGGCAUGAGGUUGGGGUGACCAAGGGCGAGGAGAUCGUGGAUGGGGUAUUGGCGGCGUGGGCGAGGGAGUGA
Molecule: messenger RNA, 1275 nt
Organism: Colletotrichum aenigma
Lineage: Eukaryota; Fungi; Ascomycota; Sordariomycetes; Glomerellales; Glomerellaceae
Exons: 1
Coding region: 1-1275 (424 amino acids)
Source: RefSeq, a predicted model, not a curated record